This is a messenger RNA of Paramecium sonneborni, 1025 nucleotides long. Lineage: Eukaryota; Ciliophora; Oligohymenophorea; Peniculida; Parameciidae. The record is from the annotation of a GenBank genome assembly.
AUGAAUAAAUGCAUUCAAUGGAUUAAACGCAUUCUGAGUAAGUGCUUAUCUAUGAUUCAAUAUUCGAAAAUGAAAAAUUUGGAUCCGAAUUAUCAAAUGCAAUAGUUUAGUUAAGUUGAAUUGAACUCAGACAAAGAAAUGAAAAAUAAUUUGAAAGUUGAACUGAGAACAGAGAGUAAAAGAGGUUAUAUAUUAUAAUAUAGAUUAUGAAACUGAAUUAGCUUCAUAAGAUUUAGAAAACUAAGUCUAAUAAUAGAAUUAGAAAUUAUUGGAAAAAUCCGAAGAUAUUGAUGUCCAUCAUAAUGAAAUUGAUUUAAGUCAAGCAAGAGAGUUUAUCCAAAAUAUUCCUAAUAUAGAAAUUUAAAAUAUUCAAAUGUAUACAGAUAUUGGGCUGUAGGCUGUUGAAAUAUUUAAAACUUAACUUGAUGAAUAUGAAGGUUAUGAACUACUUGAAAAUAAUAAAGAUGAAUUUACUUUUUGGAUAAGAUAUUAUGAAACACCAGAAAAAUUCUAAAUUACUUAAAUGAGAUACAAGUUCUCUCUCAACACUACUAUUUAAAAUUACCUUGCAUUUAUGAGAGACUUAUAAUUACAAAAGUAACUAGAUUAAUCAGUAGAUUAAUUUGAAUCUCAUUAUUCAAGUUAAGAAUUAUAGAUCAAUUACUUGAGAUAUAAAAAAAUACUUUUUAUGGAUCCAAGAGAUUUUCUAUAUAUUAAAUACACAAAAUUAAUAAAUGAAGAUUAAGUAAUUGAAAUCAGUAAAUCAUUUGAAAAUUAAAACUUUUAACCAUUGUAUAUUUAUAAUUAAAUAUAGUGUUCCAUCUACUAAGUCAACAAUUCGUGCUAUACUCUUAUUGAGUGGAAAUUUAAUAACAUAAGUAGAACCAAAUAAAAUAGAAAUUUAAACAUUUUCUGAAUGCAAUAUGAAAUUAAAAUUGAAACCAGCCAUGACUAAAACAGCUAGCAAAAAUGAAAUUAAGAAAUUGAUAAAAAAAUAUCGUGAUCAUUUUAAUUCAAUUUAAUGA